GCUCUGGGCUGUGCGGCACCGCCUCUCCUCGGUGUCUGGGGAGGGACGGAGGGACCGGGCGGGAGAGAGAGAAAGCCUGACCGACCGGCUGGCGAAGAGCUGCAUGCAACCGGUGGGAGGCCGGGCCGGCUGGGUCUGGGGCUCGGGCUCAGGCUCGCACCGUUUCUCGGCAGGUCCCUGGCGGUGAGCGCGGACGGCCCGGAGGCGGCGGCUCUGAGCUGGCAGGCGGAGGGCUGUCUCCUGCGCCCGCCUGCCCGGCGCGGUCCGAGGAUGCGGGGGGGCGAUGCCCGGGGCCAGGGACGCGCUCUGUCACCAGGCGCUGCAGCUGCUGGCCGAGCUCUGUGCCCGUGGGGCCCUGGAGCACGACAGCUGCCAGGAUUUCAUUUACCACCUGCGGGACCGUGCCAGACCCCGGCUCCGCGACCCAGAUAUCUCAGUGAGCCUGCUGACCCUUGUGGUCACUGCCUGUGGUCUCGCUCUCUUUGGCGUGUCUCUCUUCGUAUCUUGGAAACUCUGCUGGGUUCCGUGGCGAGAACGAGGCCUGCCCUCUGGUAGCAAAGACAACAACCAGGAGCCCCUUAACUACAUGGACACAGAGACCAAUGAGCAGGAGAACAGUGAGGACUUCCUAGAUCCUCCCACGCCCUGCCCUGACUCCUCCAUGAAGAUCAGCCACACCUCCCCUGACAUUCCCCUCUCCACCCAGACGGGGAUCCAGGAGAACUGUGCCCAUGGCGUCCGCGUGCAGCGCCAAGUCACAGAGCCAACCUCGUCGGCCCGGCAUAAUUCAAUCCGAAGACAACUCAACUUGUCAAACCCGGACUUCAAUAUCCAGCAGCUUCAAAAACAGGAACAGUUGACUGGAAUUGGUAGAAUUAAACCAGAGUUAUAUAAGCAGAGGUCAUUGGAUAAUGAUGACGGGAGACGGAGUAACAGCAAGGCUUGUGGGAAACUGAACUUCAUUUUAAAAUAUGACUGUGACUUAGAGCAGCUCAUAGUGAAGAUUCACAAAGCUGUCAAUUUGCCCGCCAAGGACUUUUCUGGGACUUCAGAUCCUUAUGUCAAGAUCUAUUUGCUUCCUGAUCGGAAAACAAAACACCAGACUAAAGUUCACAGAAAGACCCUGAACCCUGUGUUUGAUGAAGUGUUUUUAUUUCCGGUUCCCUACAAUGACCUUGAAGCACGGAAGCUUCACUUCUCUGUGUACGACUUUGACAGGUUCUCUCGUCAUGACUUAAUCGGCCAAGUGGUGGUGGAUCACUUCCUAGACUUGGCUGAUUUCCCCAGGGAGUGCAUCCUUUGGAAGGAUAUCGAAUAUGUCACCAAUGACAACGUGGAUCUGGGAGAGCUGAUGUUUUCCCUGUGCUAUCUUCCAACGGCUGGCAGGCUGACCAUUACCAUUAUAAAAGCAAGGAAUUUAAAGGCAAUGGACAUAACAGGAGCAUCAGAUCCCUAUGUGAAAGUCUCGCUGAUGUGUGAUGGCAGACGACUGAAGAAGAGGAAAACAUCCACCAAGAGGAACACCUUGAAUCCUGUUUACAACGAAGCCAUAGUCUUUGAUGUCCCUCCCGAGAACAUUGACCAAAUCCACUUGUCCAUAGCAGUCAUGGACUAUGACCGUGUAGGUCACAAUGAGAUCAUCGGCGUGUGUCAAGUAGGCAACGAGGCUGAGAGGCUGGGCAGAGACCACUGGAGUGAAAUGUUGUCAUAUCCUCGGAAGCCCAUUGCACACUGGCAUUCCCUGGUGGAGGCUCAUGGGUAGAAGGCACUUACCUUGUCUCAGAUGAGACUUUGGACUUUGAACUUCUGAAUUAAUGCUGGAAUGACCUAAGACUUUGGGGGAUUAUUGGGAACACAUGGUUGUAUUUUGCAAUAUGGGAAGAACAUGAGAUUUGGGAGGGGCUGGGGUGGAAUUAUAUAGUUUAAAUAUUUGUCCCUGCCCAAAUCUCAUGUUGAAUUGUGAACCCUAAUGUUGGAGGCAGGACCUGGUGAGAAGUGUUUGGAUAAUAUCCCUCAUGGCUUGGUGCUACCCUCAUGCUAGUGAGGGAGUUCUUGCAAGAUCUGGUUUAAAGUGUGUGGCACCUCCACCCCCCUUGCUCCUGCUCUGCCAUUUGCCACACUGGCUCCCUAUUUGCCUUCUGCCAUAAGUAAAAGCUUCCUGAGACCUCCCCAGAAGCCAAGCAGAUGUCAGUGCCAUGCUUCCUGUAUAGCCUGCAGAACUGUGAACCAAUUAAUCUGCUUUUCUUUAUAAAUUAUCCAGUCUUGGAUAUUUCUUUAUACCAAUGCAAGAAUGGACUAAUACACCAAUCAAGAAAGUAAAUACCAUCCAAAGGGAUUAAGAUUGACUAUAAAUUUUAAAAUAUGAACAUUCUGAAUUUUUCUUCCUGUUAUUAAUGCUUAAUGAAGUCCUGGAAAUGGGAACGGAGAAGUGGAUCCAAAUACAUCCACAUCUGCGUGUGCUUUUUGCUGGGGCUUUAUCUGCAUUCUCUCUCUGCUAUGGUCUGAGUGCUUGCAUCCUCCCAAAAUUCAUAUGUUGAAACCUAAUCCCCAAUGUGCUGGUAUUAAGAGAUGGGAAACAAUUAGGUUAUGAGGGCUCUGCCUUCAUGAAUGGGAUUAGUGCCCUUAUAAAAGAGGCCCAAGGAAACUUGUUUGCCCCUUCUACCAUACGAGGACACAGAAUGAUGGCCCCAUCCAUGAGGCAGAGAGCUAGCACUCACCAGACACCAAAUCAGCUAGCACCUUAUCUUGGACUUUCCAGCCUCAAGGACUGUGAGCAAUAAAUUUCUGUCAUUUAUAAAUUAUCCAAUCUAAGAUAUUUUGUUAUAGUAGCCCAAAAGGACUAAGACAUCCCCCUUAAUGACUGGAGUCAGAAUCACAUCAAAAAAUAAGGCUGAGUUGGAGCCAGCAACAUUUAUUCACAAGAGAAAGACAGGAAUUGGACUGGCUGCAGAGAGGCCCACAGAGUCAGAGACCAUCCACCUCAGCUACAGCACAGGGCUCAGCACUGUAUUUCUGGUGUUAGUGCUAUUCUCAAUUCUGUCCCUAGUUCCUGCUACUGAGGAACUCCAUACACAGCAGGACAGUCUUCUGCUGUGCCAUGAAUUCAAACACAAUCUGUAAAGACAGUGAAGGAAGCUACGUCUGUGCUUAGGUGCUUUAGAGAAUUAUCGGCUUGCAGUAAUAAGAGAAAUGUCUGGGCUGGGUAGUCCUCAAAGACUCCCAUGUGGUUCAAGAUAACAAAAUAUAAAGGCUGAGCAUCUCGUGCUCCCAACCUAGUUCUAAGGCGUCUAUGGAGGGAUAGUGAGUGGGGCUCUCUAUGGCAGUGAUUGCCUCUAAUGAAGGAACCAAAAGCCAGGCAGGGAUUAGGGUGGGCUUCUGGUUUUAGAAAACAUGAUGGUAGAGCUCUUCAUAGGAAGUUUUUAAGAUCAAGGUAGGAUCCUGCUUGGAGGAUCGUAGCCUGGCAGUCUGGAUCAGCCUGGUGGUGGAGGUGAAGGGUGUGGAAGCUGGACUCACUUUGGCACACAAAGUUCAGGAAUGAGUUGACAACCAAGGCCCCGUGGCUAUGGAAGAUCGUAUCACAUGACCCCAAAGUAUGGCAGGGCAGCCAGCGGAGCAGUUCUACCUCUCUACCUUGGGCCUGCAGGGUGACAUCAACAUUGAUAACAUUGAAGGCAUGAUGUUGUCAAUAUUUAUUAUAAGCACACUUAUAAUCUUAAAUUUGCACUUUAUCCUAGCCUCCGUGGUGCCUAUUGUAUUUAUGGGUGAGUAGUUGGAGGUGACAGAAUAUAAUCUUUCAGUUGCAUUUAAAGUUUUAUGUUUCUUAAAGUUACAGAAAGUUCGUUCCCAGGACUGGGGCUAAUGGCUCUUCUCCUGCUCCUUACAGAUAAUGUGGCACUUCCAUUGCCUAGUAUGGAACCAAUAUAUCACAUGAAUGUGCACUUACCUAGAACUAGUCUUAUAUCAGGAAUGAGGAUCCAGGGAUCCUUGCAAAGAAAGAAAUAAUAAUUCAGAGAAACCCUACACUCUCAGGAUAAGAAGGGGGAAAAUCAAGGUUCCCGCCAUCAACCAAAUGGUUUGAGUCCAGGCAGAAUCUAAACCAUCACUCACAGUGCGCCAUCUGCUCCAGCACCAGCCCUCCUGAUUCUUUUGCAGGUCAGCAGGCAUGAAAGAGUUAAUAGCAAAGGCCAUGAGAAACUUGCUCGCUGUUAUAGAGAAAUCACUUUUAGUUCCAGUUGCUGCUGCCAGAGGAGAUGCUUGAGAGCAAGAUAGGAAAUAAUAAGGAAGAAAAGGACUUUUGAAUCACAUGAGAGUCUUCGAGGACUACUCAGCCCAGAUGUUCCUCUUAUUGCUUCAAGCCAAUAAUUCUCUAAAGCCCCCAUGCACAGAUGUAGCUUCCUUCACUGUCUUUACAGAUUGUGUUUGAAUUCAUGGCAGACCAGGAGACUGUCCUGCUGAGUAUGGACUUCCUCAGUAGCAGGAACUAGGGACAGAAUUAAGAAUAAUAUAACAUAUAUGAAAUAACUGUAUUCCAUAACUGGAAAUACAGUGCUGAGCCCUGUGCUAUAGCUGAGGUGGAUAGUCUCUGCACUUUAAAAGAGAGUCUUUGAGCAACUGCAGACAAAGACUGAUAUAACUUCUUGAUUAGAAAAUCAGCUGAAAGGCCGGGCGCAGUGGCUCACGCCUGUAAUCCCAGCACUUUGGGAGGCUGCGGGGAGUGGAUCACUUGAGGUCAGGAGUUCAAGAUCAGCCCGACUAACAUAGUGAAACCCUGUUUGUACUAAAAAUACAAAAAUUAGCUGGGCAUGGUGGUGCAUGUCUGUAAUCCCAGCUACUUGGGAAGCUGAGGCAGGAGAAUUGCAUGAACCCAGGAGGCAGAGGUUGCAGUGAGCCGAGACUGUGCCAUUGCACUCCAGCCUGGGCAACAGAGCCAGACUUCAUCUAGAAAAAGAAAAAAAAAAAUCAGCUGAAAAGACCAGAAGAGAACUCCAUGAGACAGGGAAUAAUGGUGAGCCAGGACUAUUAUAGGAGAAACAGAUCUGGGCCAGAUUCAGGACUUCACCCAUUCCAAUUUUAGAGAGGAGGGCUUGGAAUUUAAGGACUGAGCCCUUCCACCAUCACUAUCCACUCCAUGCUAAGAGAACAUUAGGUGGCCUCUGUUUUUAAGGCUCUGUGCUGCUGAGCAGGACAUGCUUGCUAUUGAGGUGGGUAGGAUAGUAGGUUACCUAUAAGGUUCCUUCCAGGCAGUAAAGAAACUGAAGAAAGAGCAGGUUAGGAAAAGGGAGAGAAGUGUUGGUGCAGCAGCCAGCCACAGGGAAAGGAAUUUGGUGGCCUUGGAGGGAGGGAAAGUGGGGACAGUAUCUUCAGUAGGAUUAACAUGGAUUUGCAUUUGAAUUGUAAAAUGAGAAGUUGCUUAGUCGGAUCUCAGACUGAGGGUCCAUGGUGCUCCUAUAUGUUUCUAGAUUAUUUGUAAUAUGCUGUUUAUAUGCAUGUAUAUGUACAAAUGUAAGAGCUCUUAGCAAACUUAAGCAUACACACAAAGACUUAAAUUACUUGUUUAAUACAGUGGUGUCCAGUUGGUUUUUUUGUUUGUUUGUUUGUUUGUUUUUGGCCAAAUUCUUUGAUGAAGUCAAAUCUAAUUUGAAAGUUGAAGGUCUAAAACAGAUAAAUGCAAGAGCUACUGUGAUCGAAGCAGACAAAUUGAGGAGAGCAAAAUCAUUUAAUCAAAGAGGAAGACGUGACCCAGCUCAACUUCCUGGUGGACGACCUCAGCUGUGCUGUUGUUACUAGUGUCUAACAGGAAGAGGAACCUAAUUACAGCUCAGCCACUUCGAGCUGCUGAGCUUGAGCAAAUUAUCUCAUCUCUCUGAGGAUUCAUUUCCUCUUCUGUAAAAUGGGGAUAUCAGUAGCUAGUUUUAGAUAACUGUGUGAGGAUGAUUAAAUGAUACAACAUACCUGAAAGCACCUAGCAUAAUAUCUGGUGAAAGCAGUGAAAGACGCUGGACAAGUGUUUGUUUCCUUUCUGCAGCCAAUUAAGAUUCUGGGAAACUGUAACUCUACCCAGGCUUUCCAGUAGCUUAUUUUUUAUUGUUCUAUUGUAGUGCUUAAAUAAGGAUAACUUUUCCAGAGAUAGCCUAAGUUUCUCAUUUCUCUGGCUCUUGGAAUUUCCAGUGCUUCACAAAGACUUUAGUGUUAAGAAUGUAAGGUGUAGCACAGUAUUUCAAUAAGUCCCCAGUUCUACAUGGAAGGGAGCAGUGUGCCACAAAUGUUCUUGGCAUUGAUUCACAUUUAGAUAUACAUUUCAGUCAUGACAUGGACAUAGAUAUAAAACUGAAACAAAAGUUUCACGAAAUUAAUAAACAUAACGUGAUGCACUUUUUAAUUUUUUUUCAUUAAAAAUAGACUACUGGUCACAAUCAUUAAAUUAAUUUCACAAACCCAUAAUGGGCCACUGCCCAUUAUGGAUUCAAUAAACACUGUGUGAUAUGCACUUUGAAAACGACCACUGUAUUUGGAUCCAGUGUGGGAGUGAUAAGAAGGAAUAUGGACUCAUCACCAACUGCCCAUAUUUUUAGGACCCUCUAGAGUGAUUUUUUUUUUUUCUGAAAAGCCAGAAUUCUAAGAUUGUCAUCACAUAUUUUCACCGGAAAUUAAUGUCAUUCCUUGGUUUUAGCUUCUCUGCAUAGAACACUACAUGCCUGAGUUUGUGUUGCCACAUUUGCAUGGGCACAAAUAAGUUAUUUUUACCACAAAUAUUUAACCUUCCAGUUUGAAGCUGUGCUGUGCUUAGCCUAAACAGCAUAGAGAGACCAACUGUGUUUAUAAUUAAAGAAAAAUGCUGUGCAAAGCCACAGAAGGAAGGAAGAGGCAAUUCUUGUUGGAGGUAUGUGUCACUGCUUUCAAGGGGUUCCCUGAGGUGCUUGACUCCACACGGACUCUUUCAUUCCUGCUAGGUUGCGAAUACUACACCAAGUGCUGUGGACAGAGAGAUGUAGAUGAAGCACCGGCCUGUAAAGAGUCUGGUGGGGGAGUCUGACAGGAAAUUGUUCCAGUGUAAUAGUGUCAAUCAUAUAAUUGGUGGUUUCAAAUUUUGUAUAGAUGGGAGAGUUGUCAGCCUUCCACAGGGGAGAGGGUGGUGACCAGAGACACAUGCUGACCCCACUUGAGCAGGCUCUUGGAAAUACGGAAAUCCUUCCCAAUAGGAAAGGAAAGGUUGAAGAUACAAGAGAGGGAGGGGAUAACUGCUGUGCGGGCUUUGACCUGGAGAUACGUGGCCCAGCUCUUCUCACAGAGCACACAGGAUGCUCUGCCCUCCUAUAACAGGCACAUCAGGGCCCCAUCUCAUCUUUGUGGCAUAUGGAAGCAAAUGUUACUCCAUGGGCAGGAUUCAGAGGCAGCCAUGUGCUGCUCUUAGUACAAGGGCAGAGGACCCAGCAUUAAUGCAGUGCUUUCUAUCACCUUUCCCAACUACCAGAACUUUGGCCCACCCAUCUGCCUCCUCUCUCCCAGGUCUCUUGGUGCCCAGGUUUUCUCUGCAUACUUGCUGCACUCUCUGGUGUCCUGGAAGCAGCUCUGCCCUCUUCCAACCUGGCUCAGCCUUGAAAGGGCCCCUUUUUUCACAUUGGUGCAGGUAGGUCUUUUGCCACCAUCCAAGCCUUGUUCCUAUUCUUCUAUCAACUUCCAUCAGCUUGUAUGGAACAACACAUCCCCUCCCCAGUGCUCUGCUGUGCACAUUGAAACUGCCCUUCUCAGAUCAGAGCCCCGCCCCUGUCAUCCCAUGCACCUCCUACAUCCCGCCCCUGACUCUUGGAUGUCGCACUUCUGUUCAGACUUCAUCUCUGAUUUCAGCAUUAGAUACAGAAGCUUUUUCCUGCUAAGUCCUCUCCUCCCAGAUCUAAUUCACAGCCAGCAAAUCCAGCUGUGGGCAGUCUUUGAGCAUUUACUCUAAAGCUCUAAAGGACCCAAAGGUGAUGCAAGAGCCACCUCCCUCCACUCAGAAAGGAAACACUCACUGUGUCCAUUUGGCUUCAAUCAGACAAACCCAAGACAUUCAGAGGGAUGAACCGACCUGAAAAAUAUCCCUAAAAACCUACUUUAACAGAAAGCACAAAGUUUCAGGAAAGAAUGGAAGAAAUUAUAGAAACUGGAAUUAUACAAACUAGUAGGGGCAUGGAGGCAUGCACACAGCUUAGAAGAGAAGGAAGUCACUCUAUCUGCUUCAGUGUCAUGAUGGUGUGAGACCUUGACCAAGAAUGUAAAUUUAAACCUUCUGGGAAACUUUGCUGUGCUCCAGCAGACAAAGAAAAGGAGGCUGAGGAAAGUGUCAGAGCCAAGGUGGACUGAUAGGAGGGAGGAGCGUGUCUAAUCUCAAGCAGCCUGCUCUGGUGCAAGGACACAGCCAGGAACACUGGAACUCAGGAACACUGGGACACACCUGCCAAGGCUGCCAGAGAAGCAUUUCAUGGGAGUGGACCCCAAGGCCAAGUCACAGGAAUUGCAGUCAAGCAACAUCAAGUCAAAAGACAGGCUGCAAGGUAGGAGGUGAAGACAUGAGCAGAAGGCUGGAGAGAUUGAGCAGAGACUUCAAAGCUGGAAAUCAGACUUUAGCAAAUGAGAGGUCAGGACAAGGAAGCAGGGGUAUGUUACAGAGCAGACAAGAGGCAGAGCCCACCCUGGAACAUGUUAUUCACGGUGCCUACCAUCUCAGCCUCCCCUGCAUGCAUGUACAACUUCACCCCUAAUAUCUGUUGAACAAGCAGCCCUAACCACCGAGGUUUGUAAAAUGUCCUGGCCACAGGUGAUUGGAUCAAGAUGGGGACAUGCUCCCAGAAAGCUGUUUAUGGGCUGUCCAGUGACUUAUGACAUGGCCUGGCACCCCAAGGUGGGUUGGGUCAAUUAGAUUAUGCCACCAAACUUAGAAAUGUCAGGGAAAUGAGGCAAUCAUAGUUCCUUCUCUUGGGCUUCUCUAAGAAUCCAUUUCUAUUAUUGUUCCAUAAGUACUUUAUUAUAGAACACCAUAAGCACUCCCAUCUAGACUCUCACUGAACUGCCUUGAUUCAGCCUCUGUUCCCGUACAACCUGAAGACUCACCAGAACACGUAUGGACUUGCAGCUGUCCAGAAGCACAGUGAUGAAUGGUGUGUUUGGCCACUCCAUUUGUUUUCACAUAGUUUCCCACAGUUUAGAAGUGCUGAAGAUGAGACCUUAAAAGAGUUGGAACCCCCCUGAGUAGAAAAGAAGCUGGAAUUAGCAAAAUAACACAAAUAGGCAUGAGAUUCAUCCUACUGGGAGGAAGUCACCCUUACAAGAAGAGAAGCACAAAUGAGGAGGACCCCCGCUCACUUAAGUGUAAAAAAAAUGCUGUGUUUAGAAGCUCAGUAAGAUCACAGUUAGUGACUUUUCCCAGAGGGGGUAUAAGAAGUUUCAUGGAGACCCAAAAGGUCUGAUGGCAAGAUACCUUCCCAAUGUUGAGUAAGGCGCCAUAGUCUGCCAAAACUCUUCAAAGCCACUGCUUCUCAUGGACAUAAACGUUCCACCAGAAGUGAACAUGGUGGUAUUUUUUGAGUGGAACAAUGAAAGAUGUGAGAAUACAGGUGGUAUUUUCAUUGCUUCUUCCUACUGCCCUUUGGAACUCUGGAAGACUGAAGAAUAUCUAAAGAUGAUCAGUAGUGGACUUACAAGAAUAGGUUGAUAUUUAGAAUGAGGUUCUGAAACACAGCUUAAGAUACCAGAAUAAAUCAUUCUAGCCAUGAGUGCAGAGAAUCUUACAAAGACAUGGGGGACUAUGUUGCUUAGCGACUGAUCAGCUGAUCUCAUCAAGAGGAUUUAAAAACUGAUACCAGGAGGAAGAGUAAGACAACACAAUAAAAUAGACAACCCACAAGACCAGUUGCUAUGAAUGACAUCCAGUGGGAUGUGGAAAAAAAGGGUUCCAGGACAGGAGGUUUCCAGUGAUUCACAGGAGAUAAGAUUGAAUCCUAGAUGUAAGUGAUGGCCAUGGCCUUGGGUGUCCUAAUGCAUCCUGCAGAGAGAACAAACAGAAUAACCCAGGACAAUGAUCACAGCCUUGUAGAUAUAACUGGCACCCAAACAUGUCAACAGACCACUUAGAAGCAGACAGAUUAAUGUGCUAUACAUGCCUGAAGAGCUGUGUACCUAACGUUGAAAGCUCAUUGAUACACAUAUUGUGGGCAUUAGCAGAAAUGAGCCUGCCAGGGAAAUAUGACAGGUGGAGAGGUGAGACUCCUAAAACAAAUCAAAGCACUAGUACAGAGAUAAAAAUCCAGUGGUGAGGGAGAAACCCACUGAGGAGAUGUUUCCUGGAAGUCUUCUUUGGUUAAAGACAAAGUGAAAACUUCUCCAGUUGCUUUGCUACAAGUAUUAGAAUACUUUUGAUGUAAUGAACAGAAAUCCUGACACAAACUAGAUUGAACAAAGAAACUGUAGCAUCUGGACAAAGGGUCUAGAGAUAGGAUUGUAGAUUCCAUGGUUAAGGAUGGGGGGUUCCGGGAUUGUAGAUUCUGUGGUUAAUGAUGGUAUCAGGAACACCAGUUCUUCCCAGGCUAUUGGGCCAUCCUUCCUUCCUUUCUGUUCAUCUUCAGGUUGGUCGCAAGAUGGAUGCAGGUCUAGGCAUUGCAUCCAGACAUGAAAGUAGCCACAGGAAAACGCACUUCUUGUAGCUCUCUGUUAAGAGCAAGGAAAAAAUUAUUCAAGUGCCCAGCAAACUGGCUCCUUACACAUCAUGGCCAGAAGUAUGCCAAUUUUUGAAGCAGUCACUGGCAAAAGGAAUGGGACUGUGUGGGCCCAACAGGUUCAGCCCUGGAGAUGGAUCCCUUCUUCUGGGACACCAAGAAAAACACCAUCCCCUUCUCCCCUGGCAAUACCCAGCCAACCUUCCAGCUAUGACUCUCCCCCACAGGCACCCUGUUUCUUCUCAUGACAACUCUGCACUCCAUUAUCCACCUCCUGGGAGCAAACCAUUUUGUAGCCUAUUCCAAAAAGCUCAAGCCAGCACAGACACCACAGGGCAGCAAACGAAAUCUGAAUCUCAAAGCUUGCCAGACCAGCAGCGCCCACUGAGAAACUCUCCAGAUAAGAGAUGAUCCCAGGAACCCCACCGCCUCCUGCCAUGUCUCUGCACAUGCCAUCAACGCUCUGCUCUCAGUGAAAAUGGCUGAGGGGAGGAGCUUUUCCUCUACAGACCCAACGCUGCCAUUUCCCACCCCUGUGGUGGGACUCGAAGAGGGGCUGGAGAACACGUCUCCACACACAUACAGCUGUGGCCUGCUUUUGGCUCUCUCCUCCCACUCUUCUGCAGCGCAAACCAGGGUGGAGGAUGGUGUCAGACCCGUCUUUCGGAACACUUGUCAUUUCAAGAACCAGAGAGGCAAAGCCCUUCAGGCAUGUUUGGAGUCCCAGAGAGCUCAGCACAGGACUCGUGCUGCCAACACUGUGACUCUAGACUAUCUUGCUGGGAAUCGGGAUUUCAGCUCCUCUUUCCACACACCUUCACCCCCAGCACUGGGCACCCACUUCUGCAGCUCCCCACUCAAAUUGGUCCCCCUCCUUUAUGACACUGGGCUUCUCUGGAUUCCUGUCAGCCGUUUUCUCCAGUCCUGGGGCUCUCAAUAUCUCCAAAUACUCACAUGGGUAAUGGGUUCCUUGACCCAAUGACAAGCAUCUGUCUCUCAAAGAGCAGUAGGCCUUUCCUAGGGCCUCUGCCAUCAGCUCUGCUGCCCUUUGCUGCCCUCCCCUGGCCAUUGACAUCACUGCAGGUAACUCUUCAGGACUCUGAUGGGUUCAUUGAUACAUCCAUUCAAAAAAAAAGUAUUUAGGGGCCCUGUGUACCACGCGAUGUCCAGACACUGAGGAUUCAGUGAUAAAAACACAUGGCGCCUGCCUUCCAGGAGUACACAGUCUAGUGAGGAAAAUGAGAGAGAGGGAGAAAAGCAGAGAGAGAGAGAGAUAAUGAAUGAAUGAGAAUGAGAAUGAAAGAAGGAAUGAGAAUGAGAGAGAGGACUUUUUGAAUGGGAAUGAGUGGAUUCUGGUGUGCCCUUGUGGAAGUCUAGAUUUGCUCAUUGUUCUGCAGACCCGACUGCCUAACAUGUUCACCUGAAAAGGAAUCCCCUGGCCUCCCCUUUGGAAGUGGAGUUGGAGAAUUUAUUUUAAACCGAAUAUUUCUGAGCAAGUGCAAAGCACCCUACCUGGCACUGAGGUAUAAUGGGGAAAUGCUGGUCCCAUCCCCCACAGAAUUUACAAUCUGGCUGAGGAAAUAGACAUAAGAAAAUAAUUAGAUUGUUUAAUAACAGUUAUGGUGUUACCUGGUACUGUAUUCUGUCUUAGUCAUACCUAGCAAGAGCUCCACACAGCAAGGAUAGGGCAUGGGGUCCAUGUUUUAGGGGGUAGAAGGAGUGAACCACAGAGAGCACAGCCCGUGCACAUGGUAGGCACCUCAGGAAGUGCUGAAUGCAUGAAAGAGGCUGCGCAGCAGACAAGGCUCCUGGGAGCCAAGGCCAGUGUCUCCAGCCAGCUCAGCUGAAAUCAGCAGCUCAUGUGCUCCGUUCUUCACCUUCAGCAUGCCCACUUCAUCCUGAAACUCUCUUCUACCCACCACCUCAUCUCCAGAUGCAGAUCCUAAUGUCCCAGACAGGACUGUUGGCAGGUUCCAAGUCAAGUGAAGGAUAAUUCAAGAGCCACAGUCCAAUAGUGCAGGAGCCAUAUCUGCUCUAUUUGCCAUUGUAUACCCAAUCCUUCACAUAGUACCUGGCACAUAGGAGGUACUCCAUAAUUCUGUGACGGUUGUUGAAUGAAUGCAUGGAUUUUGCAUAACUAUUCAGGCAAGAGCUUAGCUUCUAUAGAGAAUUUGGUCAUGAUUGGAUUCAUUUGAUCAGUGGAAGCAGCCAUUCCAGUUUACUAUAGAAGUAACAUUCCAGUUACUAUAGAAGUAGAUUUAGAACCUAAUUUGGCCUAUUGGCUACAAAAAGGGUACAGACUCUGAGUUGUAGUGAGACUGCCAGUCUACCUGCAGGUCGAUGAGGGCUCCUCCAUCCUCCCUGGGCUGAGAUUUAAUAGUGCCUCUUUUUGCUCAGCCUGCUCUCUAAUCCUCAGGGUGAGAGAUCAGUAUGAACUGACAGGUCUGAGAAAUCUUCCUAGGGGAGGAAGAAGGGUUUCCAGCUGCAAGGAGAGAGCAGCGUGCAGUGACAGUGAGGCACCAGGAUGUAGAACAAUGCUGCCAGAACAUAUUCCCUGAGGUUUGGGAAUGAACUUCUUCAAGGGCUGUGCUCCCUUUUUGAUGGGUCCUAGUGGGCCUCUGUGCUGGUCGUGACCGACUUUUCUUCAAUGAUCCAGUGGAGGCUGCAAUGUAUUUUGCUUAAAACUACAGCUGGUUUAUAAUUUUGGCCUCAGACAGUAAUUACAGCUGCUGGGGCUCCUUGGAGAGAUAAUUACGGAAAGAAUUCAGCAUAUUCAUUUUAUCUACACACUUAACCAUCAAUUAAAUCAUUACCAUCUAAUCCUAUUCCAGAGUCUAGAAAUGUUCUGUGAAUAUAUAAUUUUGAAGGCACUGAAGUUUGUUUUCAGAUGGUUUUAAGUGAAAAAUUGCCCAAUUUCCAUAGCCAAUGGAGGCUUUCUCUAUGAAAGCAGAGCCGAGAGUAUCUCCUGGCUUGUGGUUGCUGCCUCCCUGGGGGCCUGCACCACAUAAAGGGCCAAGCAGGAAUGGAUUGAUAGGCGGGAGCUGGGACUUUGCCUUUGAUCUCCCAUGGAGUUUGUGAUUUUCCAAAGCAGGAUUAGCACUGGGACUUAGAGGUCAGUGGCUGGAGACAGACAAGAGGGUGGCUUGUUUUGCCAAGGAGCUUCCAGGAGAGUCUUCCCCUGCUGGGAUUCUGCUAGGGCCCUGGGCUGUCAUCCACUUAUCAAAGUCAGGAUGGGGUCUUUUCACUUUGGGAACCCAGGAGAGAGUGUGGUAUUUAAAAGCAUGAGUGCUGGAGCUGGCUUCACUUUCUGGCUUUGCCAUUUUUGAGUUGUGUGUCCUUGAGCAAGUUUCUAAAUUCCUCUAAACCUCAGGUUAUUCCACUCUUUAGCAACACAACAAUAGAUCCUACCUCACAGAGCUGUGUGAGACUUAAAUGAAAAAAUGAAUGUAACAUGUUUAACACAGCAUCUGGAACUUAAUGGAUGCUAGGUAAACUUUGAUAAUUGAUAUUAUUCAACAUACAUGUAUGUACAAGAAAAGGAGAGAGGCAGAAGGGAGAAAUCAAAUGUCCAAAAAUGUGCUUCAGCGGGAACCAGGGCCUCUGAAAGCAUAUGUGGCAUGGGCUGGGACUGCCCCUGGGCUUCACUGUCCAGCCUUGGACUCCACGGCUGCUCUCUGCUCUCUCUGACCUUGACUUCCCUUGGGGAUGGUCGCCUGGGAACCUCUGACUGCAGUCCCCCUCUGUACCCCUCCUCCCUGACCCUACCCUCUCAUGGCUCCAGCCUGGUGCUCCUCCAAAAACCUUGCUGCACUGCUGGUACCCUGAAUAUGCCUGUUCUCCUCCUACACUUCCAACCAUCCUUUUCUCUCUUUCUCAUGGGCUUUCGCUGGCUGACGGUGGGAUAUAGUCAUGCCUCAAGUUUCUGACCUAAGUCACUUUUUGUUUUUUUCUACACCACACAAAGCAGCAUCUGGGAAGACGGCCCACAGGGAUGCAACUGCUUCCUGGCCUCUUUCAGCCAGGGAGGCAAUUUUUCUAAUAGACAGGAGUCUUGGGCUGAAUCCUCUUCAGACUGUUCCUAACACUGGAAUCCCAGAGGCACUGUCUAUACAGUGGGGCCCUGAGGAAGUCUCCUCUUUGUGAGCUGACUCUUCCAGAUGGCUGCACUAGUCCUCUGGCCAGUGUUUGGGCUCAGACAAUCCUACCCUACUGUACACGGUACGUGGCUCCUGUGCUGAAGUUACUAAAAAGCCCAGCUCUUGUAGCUGGCAUAGAACUGGUCACAAGGCUGGCUUUUGCCCUGGCAUAAGCCGCGUCUAUGUGGGAGCCCCAAGCUGGGAACCAGCCCCAGGCACAGCAUCAAGUCCACGUGGCAGACUUGCCUGAAAAACACCCACUUGACCUUAUAGUUGUGCCUAUCACCGAGCCAAGGGCUGCAAAGGAAAUGAAAAGCUCCCAACUGCUGAAAUCAUGGAGCUGGAAUAUCAAGUCUCUAUGUUCAAGGAUAAUCAUGGUUAUCGUUGGAAGGACUGUACAGUGAAGAUUAAUUUUUAACCUCCUCUGAGAGUUGUAAGAAUUAAAUAAGUUAAUAAAUGCAGAACACUUACAAGA
Molecule: messenger RNA, 15299 nt
Organism: Homo sapiens (human)
Lineage: Eukaryota; Metazoa; Chordata; Mammalia; Primates; Hominidae
Gene: SYT9
Product: synaptotagmin 9
Exons: 7
Coding region: 284-1762 (492 amino acids)
Biological process (GO): regulation of calcium ion-dependent exocytosis; calcium-dependent activation of synaptic vesicle fusion
Cellular component (GO): synaptic vesicle membrane; hippocampal mossy fiber to CA3 synapse; dense core granule
Molecular function (GO): phosphatidylinositol-4,5-bisphosphate binding; SNARE binding; identical protein binding
Source: RefSeq, a predicted model, not a curated record